AUGAAGAAAGUCAACUUUGUGUCUGCUGAAGAGAUGGAACCAGUCCAAGAAGGGGAGGAUACACAAUUUGCUGAGGUAUGCUACAUGAGCAAUGGGCAAGGAGGUUACAACAAAGGAUACUAUAAUUACAAGUCCAACCCUGCCAUGUCAUACCGCAACACUGAUGUUGCUAACCCUCAGGACCAAGUCUAUCCUCAACAACAAGCAAGCUCGAUCGAGUCAAGUGCCACAACAUGGGUAUGGUCAAAAGAACAAUUACCAAGGACCACAAGGCACUUUCCUGGACAACAAAUGAAUAUCCCACCAGGCUUUCCCCACCAACCGCCCCAGCCUGCACCUUCACAAGAGAAUGAGCUCAAGGCAAUGCUAAAGCAACUACUUCAAGGGCAAGCUGAUGGGGUAGUGGACACAAGCAAGAAGCUAGCUGAAAUAAACUCUAAGAUCGAGAACCUCAACACAAGGGUUUACUCUCUGGAGAAUCAUGCUUCUUCUGUUGCUGCUGCUACAAAGCAAGGACAACUACCUGGUAAAGCUAUUCAGAACCCCAAGGAACAGUGCAAGGUCAUCUUCACUCAAGAAGGACUUGUUGAAGAAGAGGAUCAAGAAAGAGAAGUGCAUGCACCUACUGUGGCCAUUCACACUUCACCAGUUGAGCUCGCACAACAAGCUCGAUCGGCAGCUCGAUCGAGUCCAACUCUAGCUCGAUCGAGUCCGACCUCAUCUGUCCCAAACCGAUUUUGCUUGAUCCUUACCAACCGGUUGCCCUUCCUCAUCUCGCCUACUUAG
This is a messenger RNA of Microthlaspi erraticum, 786 nucleotides long. The record is from the annotation of a GenBank genome assembly. NCBI's taxonomy places the organism in Eukaryota, Viridiplantae, Streptophyta, Magnoliopsida, Brassicales, Brassicaceae.